Suillus paluster is the source of this 891-nucleotide messenger RNA. RefSeq lists its product as uncharacterized. The coding region runs from base 1 to 891 and encodes 296 amino acids. The transcript has 7 exons. Lineage: Eukaryota; Fungi; Basidiomycota; Agaricomycetes; Boletales; Suillaceae. The record is from RefSeq and is a predicted model, not a curated record.
AUGCACAUGCUGCCUCUCUGGAACUGGGCCCUUGAUUUCAUAACAGCAGGGAGUUUGAAUGCUUUUACAAUGAGCCUUGGACAGUCUUGCCUUCCCAAUGGUCUGAAAGCCGCUCCAUUCUGCUUCAUCCUGUAUGCAGACAAGACGAAACUGUCGUCCCAUGGCACAACAAAGGGACAUCCUGUUGUUUGUUGCUCAAAUUUGCUGGUAUCCGAAGGUGCAGAUGAAGAAGGCAAGCCAGGGUUUGUAAACCUCAAGUGUGUUGUAUGGCAUGAGGCAUUCUUCAAACUCUUGGAACUGGUCAUGCAAUACUCAAAGUCUGAUUACUCCCACAAUUGCUAUGACAAGAUCAUGUGCUGGCUGUUUCCCAUUCUUCUGAUACUUUCAGCUGAUUAUAAAGAACAAGGGAUCAUGUCUCUUAUUCGUGGCCACCAUAGUAAAUGUCCCUGUCUGGUUUGUCUCAUACCGCUCAAGAAGUUUAGCAAGCUGUUGAAGAUGUUCGCAUUUAGAUCAGUGGAAGAAGUGAUAGCUGCACUCAACAUUUAUAAGGUCAGCAAAGCCCAAGGUGAAGAACCACUCAAGGCAUUAGGAUUGCAUGCUGUUGCAAAUGUUUUUUGGCUUAUCAUGCACUCUGAUCCCCAUCAAGCCAUCAGUUUUGACCACCUGCAUGCCCUCCACCUUGGUAUGUGGAAGCACCUACUUGAGGAGUUGAAGAAGAUCCUCAAAGCACUUAUGCAUGGCAAAGAGUCAAAAGUUGAGAAACAGGUUGCUGGUUUCCCUCAAUGGUGCAACCUUAAUCACUUCAGCACCAUCAUUCACAUCACCUUCAGUGAUGGCAACAAGAUGCAAGACUUAUCUAAGGUACAUAUUGGGGGGUUUUCAGCUUUCUAA